Molecule: messenger RNA, 1178 nt
Organism: Theobroma cacao (cacao)
Lineage: Eukaryota; Viridiplantae; Streptophyta; Magnoliopsida; Malvales; Malvaceae
Biological process (GO): protein ubiquitination
Molecular function (GO): zinc ion binding; ubiquitin-protein transferase activity
Source: RefSeq, a predicted model, not a curated record
UAAAAAGUCAAUUCCCAGUGAGAUUGUUUACUUGUUUAAGGAAUAUAUCAUAGGGGUUGCUAGCCUAAUCACUGAAAGAAACCAUACGAAGCAAGACAUAUGGUCUAUUUAGGUCGGACUCAAGUUUGAUAUUUCCCACUCGACAUGGGAAACUCUCCAGGAAAAGCCCUGGAAAACCCUCAAGGAGAAGAAGAUGAUGAAUCUAGCUUCACUUGCGAGAUCUGCAUCGAACCGACAUUGCCAAGCAAGAAAUUCAAGAAUGCAAACAUCUGCAGACACGCUUUCUGCCAAGAUUGCAUAGCCAAGUACAUAGAAGUUAAGGUCCAGGACAACACAGCGAAAAUCGAUUGCCCCGAACCAAGCUGCCAAUUCUAUUUAGAUCCUCUCAUAUGCAGGCCAAUGGUAUCGCCAGACCUAUUUUCAUCAUGGUGUGAUCUUUUGUGCGAGAGUUCUCUUCUAGGGUCUGAAAGAAGCUAUUGCCCCAACAGGAACUGCAUGGCUCUGGUGCUGAAUGAGUGCAGAGGGAAUGUGAAGAAAUCAAAAUGCCCCAACUGCAAGCAACUGUUUUGUUUCCAGUGUCAAACUGUGUGGCAUGCUGGUUAUCAGUGUGAAGAGAGUGAGCAAAUAAGGGAUAGGAAUGAUGUUCUUUUCGGGCAGCUUGUUGAGAGAAAGAAGUGGACUAGGUGCCCUGCUUGUGGUCAGUGCAUUGAGCGUCUCGUAGGUUGCUCUCUUGUUAAAUGCAGAUCAAAGGAAGCUGUGGGGAUACUAACAUCCAUCAAUAGACUAAUAAGAAACAGAGGAUUCUUUUUUGUUUGUUUGUUGGGGGGUGUUAUGAUGGGCAGAGAAACUAAAGAGGAAGAAAGUAAUGGUAUUAACAUUGUUGAUGAUGAUGGGGUGCAGAUGCAAGACAGAGUUUUGCUACCAGUGUGGGAAAAAGUUAACGAGCAGGGGAUGUGGAUGCAAGCUCAGUUUGGGAAAUAUGAUGAUGGAUGUCAAUUUGUAUCCUCUCCUGUAUAUAGUUGUGGUCUUCCUUUUCGUUAUUGUUUGGCUUAGUAUGCACUCUGUUUCCUUGAGAGGCAAUAAUGGAUGACCAUAUGUAUAUAUUUUACUCUUGCAUUAACAUUUCACCCUGCUUCAACUCAAACAUAUAUGUAUAUGCUUGUUUAGUCUUUGAUCAA